AGCUGAGGAGUUUGAGUUUCUACAGCCCAAAGCUUGGACCAGUACAGGCAGAGCGGCGCGCGCUGCCCGGAUCAGCACCAUGGAGAGCUCGAGCGUGCGGGGCGCACUACUGCUGCUGCUGCUGCUCAGCGCGAGCGCACAGGACACGGACACCACGGACAACGAACUGGAGCUGGACACCAGAGCCAUCCGAGACUUUUACCCUAAAGACCCCAACCUGACCAGCGAAAAACAACUGCUUGGUGCUCUUCAUGAAGUCCUUGAGAAGCUGCAGACCAAAAGAAUUCCACCUUGGGAGAAGAAAUUUGGACAGGUUCCCAUGUGUGAUGUUGGAGAGCAGUGUGCGGUGAGGAAAGGCUCGCGCAUUGGGAAGAUGUGCGACUGUCCCCGGGGAGCCUUCUGCAACUUCUUCCUGCUCAAGUGCUUGUGAGGGGGCAAAGCAUUUCCAGGGUCUUCGGGGGGGAGGGGGAGAUCACACACACACCGUCCAAAAGUAUCAAAGUCAUUUGUAUAGAUAUUUUUUUAAGUGCAAGAAUUCACUAAAGAAACGUUUCUGUAAAGUUCUGUUCAUGUGUUAAAGCGCUGCACGUCUGUAAUAAUGUCAGUAAAAUGUAACAUAAAUGUUUGUGAAUUAAAGUGACCCAUUAUGUCUUUUUGUAAA
Molecule: messenger RNA, 661 nt
Organism: Colossoma macropomum (tambaqui)
Lineage: Eukaryota; Metazoa; Chordata; Actinopteri; Characiformes; Serrasalmidae
Gene: cart2
Product: cocaine- and amphetamine-regulated transcript 2
Exons: 3
Coding region: 80-430 (116 amino acids)
Biological process (GO): negative regulation of appetite; G protein-coupled receptor signaling pathway; positive regulation of MAPK cascade
Molecular function (GO): neuropeptide hormone activity
Source: RefSeq, a predicted model, not a curated record